AUGGCCAGCUGCUGGGGAAGAUCCCUCCAAAGGCCAGGCGUGGAUGAUGUACCUCAUGUCAGGCAGCCUUUCCUGCAGAUGGUUCAUGCCAGAGAAUCCUUCCCCACCUACCAGACUUGGACUCAGCGUGAGUUCCUCCUCCCCAGAGAGGCCAGAGACUUGCCAGGCUUCACCCAGCAAGCUUACCACAAGCUAGCCCUGAAGCAGCCACCAUACACAGAGAUGAAGUCUAAGGUUCGUCACCAGGCACUCUAUCCUUGGAAGGAUGAAACCAGGCACACCUGGGGCUUUCACACAUGGCUCGAUGUGGGACGUCUGCCUGCCACCUUCCCCACCAGGCCAGACGUACCCUAUGACAGCAAUGUCUGGCGCUGGUUGACCCAUUCCAAUGCCCACCGUCUCCCUACUGCACAACCUGCCAUUCCUCCGCCCUCCUGGAUGGGCCCACACAGCUUCCUGACCUUCAUCAGCACUACCCCCAUCUUCAUGGACGUGAACAGAAAGAACCAAGUGAUUGUGAGAACCGUGAGAGAACUGAAGGAGGUGGAGAAACUCAAGCUGAGGAGCGAACUGAGGGCCCCUCCACUCGAUGCCCACGGCAAUAUUCUGCCCCCACCAAACUUCAAGAAGUCUCAGUUCAUCUCUGAUGGUGGAAGGCUUGAGCCUUGGGACCUCCAGAUCCUACCCAACCCACUUCCCAAUAAUUUCACCAAGAACUGGCCCUGCCCAAACCCGCAGCCGCAUUACCAGGAGAAGGCCCUGAAACUGGCUCGGCUGCCCAGUGUGCCCCUGAGCGAAGACAUGGUGAGGGACUACCAAACCCUGAUAGAGAACCGGGUUGCCAUGCCCCUCUACUACCUGUCCAAGGCAAGACCUGCCAACACAUCAGCGAGAAAUAGGAAAAGCAGCCCUGGAUAUGUCUAA
This is a messenger RNA of Arvicola amphibius (Eurasian water vole), 924 nucleotides long. It is a transcript of the gene Tex52, whose product is annotated as testis expressed 52. Bases 1 to 924 code for a protein of 307 amino acids. The record is from RefSeq and is a predicted model, not a curated record. Lineage: Eukaryota; Metazoa; Chordata; Mammalia; Rodentia; Cricetidae. The transcript has 3 exons.